Messenger RNA from Cololabis saira (Pacific saury), 751 nucleotides. RefSeq names its product polymerase (DNA-directed), epsilon 4, accessory subunit (gene pole4). Gene Ontology annotation, molecular function: protein heterodimerization activity. Gene Ontology annotation, cellular component: nucleus; epsilon DNA polymerase complex. The transcript is spliced from 4 exons. Bases 121 to 486 code for a protein of 121 amino acids. The record is from RefSeq and is a predicted model, not a curated record. NCBI's taxonomy places the organism in Eukaryota, Metazoa, Chordata, Actinopteri, Beloniformes, Belonidae.
CCAGACCGGAAGCACAUGCUGGCGCGCUGCUGCUGGUGUUGUUAUCUUCCGUGACAUGUAACAACACACAUUAUUAUUGUGGGUUUUUGUUUAUAUAACUUAGCAGCAAAAUAUCAGUGAAUGGCAGCGACGGUGGCGACGCCUGCCACUCCCGCGGAGCUAGUGCCGGAGCGGUGCGGGAGCGAGGAGGAGGCCCGCGGGGAGCCGGAGGACGGCGCUCCGCCGCCGGCGGCCCCCGGCCGGCCGUCCAGGCUGCCGCUGGCCCGCAUCAAAGCCCUGAUGAAAACCGACCCGGACGUGUCGCUGGCCAGCCAGGAGUCCGUGUUCAUCAUCGCUAAAGCCACGGAGUUGUUUGUUGAGAUGAUUGCCAAAGAUGCUCUGGUGUACGCUCAGCAAGGCAAGAGGAAAACAUUACAAAGAAAAGACUUAGACAAUGCAAUAGAGGCCAUCGAUGAAUUUGCCUUUCUCGAAGGCACACUAGACUAAAGACUGCUUCAAUGGUCCAAUCAGCUCCCUGAAUAUCUGCAUCCAUCCAACAGGCGCUUCUACCAGGUCACAAUCACUGUGGGGAACCUCCUAGUAUUUUUCUAAAAGAAACGUAUUAACAUCACAUUGGUGAUGUUCAUUAAUGCUUUUUAUACAAAAUGCAGUUAAGGCUUUUUUCUUAACUAUGAAGAUAUCAGUGGAAAUGUGUAAAAUUCUUUGUAAAUAUUUGUUAAAUGCUGUAGUACAAUAAAAUAAAUGUGUUUUG